AUGGCUUUAGAUACUUUAGAUUAUUCUGUAAUGGUAGCGUUGGCGCUUGCCAUUUUGGUAUAUUUUGGAAAGGAUAAAAUCUGGCCUGGAGACGAUGGGACGUCGGCCGGUUUUGUUGCCAAUGUAUCAGCUGGAGGCCAUUCCAGGGAUUUGAUAGAAACAUUGAAUAAAAACAAUAAGAACUGCAUUAUUUUUUACGGAAGUCAAACAGGAACCGCUGAAGACUACGCGUCCAAGUUGUCUAAGGAAUUAGGCUCGAGGUUCGGGUUAAAGUCGAUGACAGUGGACUUUGCGGACUACGAUUUUGAUAACUUUGCAGAAAUUAGUGAAGAUGUAUUGUGCUUCUUUUUGAUGGCUACUUAUGGUGAAGGAGAGCCGACCGACAACGCUAUUGAGUUUUUCAAUUUCUUAGACAACGAGGCAGAUACUCUCUCAACAUUACGAUUCUCCGUGUUCGGAUUAGGUAACUCAACGUACGAGUUUUACAAUGCCAUAGGUAAGAAGGCCAACGAAAGGUUACAAGAGUUAGGAGCAGAAAGAUUCAGUGCUUACGGAGAAGGAGACGAUGGUUUGGGCACCAUGGAUGAAGAUUUCUUGAGUUGGAAAGACCUGGUCAUUGACUCUUUGAAGAAUAAUUUAAAUUUUGAAGAACACGAAGCCGUCUAUCAACCAAGUUUGAAUUUGAUUGAAUCUGUUCAUUCGAUCGAUGAUGCCGUAGUUUCACAUGGUGAACCCAAUUCCGCAUAUGUAUCUAAUUCGGUUGAUUUGUCAAAGGGUCCAUUUGAUCACGCUCAUCCAUUUUUAUCGAAAGUAGUAAAAACUCAAGAAUUAUUCAAUUCAAAGACAAGGUCUUGUGUUCAUGCAGAAUUUGAUUUAUCCGGAACUAACUUAAGAUAUUCGACAGGUGAUCACUUAGCCAUCUGGCCAUCAAACGCAAAUGAAAAUAUUGAAAAAUUCUUAGAAGCAUUUGAUUUAUAUGAUAAGACAGAUAACGUUUUUGAACUUAAGGCCGCAGAUUCAACAGUUGCGAUUCCUUUCCAUACUCCGAUUACGUAUGGUGCCGUUGUUAGACAUCACUUAGAAAUUUCUGGUGACGUCUCUAGACAGUUCUUAUUAUCAAUUGCGCAGUUUGCACCAGAUGAAGAAACAAAGAAGGAAGCUUUAAGAUUAGGUAAUAGCAAAGAGUUGUUUGCCACGGAGAUUCAUGAAAAGUGUUACAACAUGGCGGACGCUUUAUUAAAGAUUUCAGAUGGAAAACCAUGGAAUAAUGUUCCCUUUGAAUUUAUAGUAGAAUCCGUUCCACAUUUGCAAGCACGUUACUAUUCGAUUUCUUCGUCGUCUUUGUCCGAAAAAACUGCUAUACAUGUUACAGCAGUAGUCGAAUCUGAGAAAAUAGGGAAUCAACUAGUUACAGGGGUCGUCACUAACUUAUUAAAGAAUAUAGAAAUUGAACAAAAUAAUAAAACAGAUAAACCCACUGUUACAUACGAUUUGAAAGGACCGAGAAACAAAUUUUCGAACUAUAAGUUGCCUGUACAUGUUAGAAGAUCAACAUUUAAGUUACCUAGCAACCCAUCAACCCCAAUAAUUUGUAUUGGACCUGGUACUGGUAUUGCUCCUUUCAGAGGUUUUAUUAGAGAAAAAGUUUCUCAAAUUAAAAUCAAUAAUGCCACCAUCGGUAAAAUAAUGUUGUUUUAUGGUUGUAGGAGUGAAGAUGAAGAUUACUUAUACAAAGAUGAAUGGCCAUCAUAUGCGCAAGCUUUAGGAUCGCAAUUUGAAAUGAAUGUUGCUUUUUCAAGAAAGGAUCCUAAAAACAAAGAGUAUGUUCAACACAAGUUAUUAGAGAACGCUGAACAGAUUAAUUCAUUAUUAAAUGACGGCGCUUUUAUAUAUGUCUGUGGUGAUGCAUCUAAAAUGGCAAGAGAUGUACAGAGUACGUUGACUAAGAUCAUAGCUAAAGGAAGAAAUAUUUCUGAUGAAAAGUCUGCUGAAUUAAUUAGAUCGUUCAAGACUCAGAACAAAUUUCAAGAAGAUGUAUGGUAG
Molecule: messenger RNA, 2043 nt
Organism: Debaryomyces hansenii CBS767
Lineage: Eukaryota; Fungi; Ascomycota; Pichiomycetes; Serinales; Debaryomycetaceae
Gene: NCP1
Product: Ncp1p
Exons: 1
Coding region: 1-2043 (680 amino acids)
Cellular component (GO): cytosol
Molecular function (GO): FMN binding; flavin adenine dinucleotide binding; NADPH-hemoprotein reductase activity
Source: RefSeq, a predicted model, not a curated record